AUGGGUGUCGAACCUCCAUUCAUUUACGACCGACCCUCGACAUACACCUUUGGGAGCCCAACAGAUCGUGCUUUCAAUCCCAAGGCUGCAACCCAUGCUUCCUGGACUCCAAAGCCGCAGAAACCCAAACAAGAUGGGCCACUCGUUGAUUUUAACAAGCACCCUGAUUCCUACAUAGUCGUUCCUUACGGCAACCUCAAUGCCAAACCGAUGCCUCCUAAUACCCUUAAGAAGAUCGUCCGCGUCCGAUACGUCCAGCUCUUCUUGAGAGUCUGUGCUUUGAUUGGAGCGCUGGGCUGUCUCUUCUGCGUCAUCGCCAUCAACAAGACCUCGGCGACGGUGGGAUGGAUCAUUCGCUGUGCUCCUGCUGUUGCCAUUCUUCAUACGGUCUAUGCGGUCUUUCACCUCGCCCGCGCACCUACGAGCCGCACUCCUGCGUCCACAGCAAGCUACAUGAUCUUUGCGGCCAUGCUGGACACGGGCCUGAUCCCCUUCUGGGUUUUCUGCGCCUGGGUGGCACAAGCCGAUUACGCGAGAAAUGAAUAUGGAUGGAGCACGUUGUUCAGUGAUUCAGAUCUGUCAUACAAGAUCAUCAAUGCGUUCUUCAUUCUCUCCUCUGUGGAGGGAGGUCUGAUGGUGGCGUCUUUGUUCCUGGACAUCUACCUGGGUGUCAAGUUCAGGCAGAUCUCCAGAUUGCCUCCAGACAUGAAUCCUCUCGAAUCGAACCUCACAUCCAGGCACAAGCGGAACAAAUCCGAGAUCACGGAGAAGAACAUGAGAUCGUCAGAACUGGCCGCUAUGCGGGAGUCGCAGGUGUCAGGUUUUAAGAGAGUCCCUUUCAUCCAUACCCGCACCGACUCCGCCGACAGUGUCACGCUUUACGGCGGUGACAGUGCCCGCAACUCUAGGGUAGAGUUCCGCAAAGAGCUGGACGAGAACGAAAAGGACCCGUGGCGGUGGUCACGAAACUCGUCUCCCGAACGACCCGGCUCUGCGGUCAAUCCCUCCCCAAAUUCCCGGUCGGCUGGCAGUGGACUUGACUUUCGCCCUGAACGCUCGUCCAAACUGAAGGAGAAGCCAUCUCGUCCAUCUUCGUGGCUUUCAUACCUGGACUAUGAAGGCGUGCCCAGCACGAUGAGUGAGGAGGCUUCUGCAGAACUGGACCACGAAGUCAGACCCAUGUCCCCUGUCUCUGCGAUCUCCGCUGUGGACAUCACAUCUGACAAGAUUCAUCGAGAACGGGAGAACUGGUACCAUGGCUCUCCGGCACGUAACAGCCAGGUUCAUUUGCCCACACAGGCAAACAGCAGUCAGACUCACAUCCACUCCAAAAACGCGAGCAAGUCGAGUUUGCAUCAAUCACUUGCCAUGCCGUCUCCGGACUCUCCGGCGAAGAAGAGAAGCCGGGAGCCUCUGGGCAUGAAUCCUCCCACGCCUGUGCGCUCAUCUUUCAACGAUGAAAACGCCUUUGUCACACCAGUCAAGAAUUCCCGCAUCCAGCACGACGGUAACCGAGCCGCCCUCCACGAUGCCGACGGCAACGCCCAGUCACCCCUCAGAGGCACCCCUACCAACAGCCGGCCGUCCAGCUUCAUCGGCAGCGGUGGCAAGGCACGCUUCUACGGCGAUCUGCGACCCUCUGUUGCCACUGUGUCUCCCUCUCACGAUGAAAGCGGGAAGAAGGCAGACGUUCGAACCAGCAUCAAUGAAGUCCAGGACAUGUACGAACGAACCCGGACCAUGCAGACGGAAAGCGACUAUUCUGCCAACUUCGAGGUGUACUCGACUUCCGACGACGAAGACGAGGGAAGGUUGAGCGCCAACAUCACCCACGUGCAGACGGCUUCUCCUUCACAAUGGAACGGUGCCCGACAAACCUCGAACUCGACCGGGUUCGACAUGAACAGUGGUUAUGCCGGUCUCGGAGCCGAGUUUGGCAAAGGGAUGGGCAGACGGAGGGACGUCAGCGGCAAAGUAGCUGAAGAGGGCAGAGCCAGUCCGACGAGGAACGGGGCAGCGGGAUGGGAGCGGUUCAAAGGCUUGUGA
This is a messenger RNA of Fonsecaea erecta, 2046 nucleotides long. RefSeq lists its product as hypothetical. The coding region runs from base 1 to 2046 and encodes 681 amino acids. The record is from RefSeq and is a predicted model, not a curated record. The transcript is spliced from 2 exons. Lineage: Eukaryota; Fungi; Ascomycota; Eurotiomycetes; Chaetothyriales; Herpotrichiellaceae.